Talaromyces proteolyticus is the source of this 1208-nucleotide messenger RNA. RefSeq lists its product as uncharacterized. The coding region runs from base 230 to 1033 and encodes 267 amino acids. The transcript has a single exon. The record is from RefSeq and is a predicted model, not a curated record. Lineage: Eukaryota; Fungi; Ascomycota; Eurotiomycetes; Eurotiales; Trichocomaceae.
UUGUUAAGGAAUAUAGAGAUCUCUCGAUCAUUGUCAACGGGAAUUUCAGAGCUUCUAAUGAAGCUGCCAAAGCUCCUGUCCUCCUAAACAGGACAGCGAUUCCGCUUAAUAUCAGGACCCUCCCUUGCCCCCGCCGUCGCCCCCUCCAAAAAUACCCAGAGUAUUUGUCUACUAGCCAUUGACAUUGAAAUCAGUUUUACUGCCUUUGCUCAUUGUCAACGACCUCGUCAUGCCGACAUACGCCGUUCUUGGAAGCACGGGCAACUGUGGUUCCGCCGUGGUUCGCCGCCUCCUCGAGAAAUCUUCCGACACGAAAAUCAAGGCGUAUUGCCGCAACAAGGCCAAACUGUACACAGUGAUCCCUGAAGUCAUCGACAAUAAACAAGUCGAGGUGUUUGAAGGCAGCAUCGGCGAUGACGCGCUGAUGGACGACCUUCUGCGGGGCACAAAGGCAGUCUUCCUAGCAGUAACCAGCAAUGACAACAUCCCAGGAAUCCGCCUCAAUACCGACACUGCACUGGCAGUUCUGCGAUCCAUCUAUCGACUGCGCGACGAAGCAGGCCCGGCUUCAUACGUGCCUCCGAAGCUGGUCCAGCUCAGCGCCAGCGCCAUGGAUGACCACCUCGCACGCACCAUGUCCAAGGCGUUCCGCUGGAUCAUCGUCCGCGCCGCAUCUAGAAUCUACGCAGAUCUCCAGCGUGCCGAGGACAUCAUGCGCUCGCACGACCACUGGAUCGAAUCCAUCUUCAUCAAGCCGUCCGGCCUGUCGCCUGACAUAGCGCGCGGCCACCGGUUGACCUUUGACGAGCAGGAGAGCUUUGUGAGCUAUAUGGACAUCGCUGGCGGUAUGCUUGAGGUCGCAGAUGACGAAGAAGGCCGCUAUGCUGGCAGAAACGUCGGUGUCGUGAACAAGGUGACAGGUCAGGGCGCCAGGGUCCCCGGCGGCACCCCGCUGUGUAUCGCAUUGGGCUUUGUCCGGCACUACUUCCCAUGGAUGCAUCCCUACCUGCCUGCAACAGGCCCGGACAAAUAGUUGGUGUUUGUGCAAGCUUGCUGCGAGUGUAUGGAAUUAGAACAAUUGAGAGCUGCCAUCUACAGGAGAAUCAGACAAUUUGUUGUAACAACACUCGUAAAUUAUUAGCCCAAGAGUAUAUAUAGUUAGCAAUCCACAGCUGCCUUGUACGGAAGAAUCAGACACUUUAUACUAG